AAUAAAUUCCCCCACCAAAUCCUUAAAUAUUCAAUGAAUUCUAACACCCUACUCUGUCUCGAACGUCCAUUUCUUCUUGAUCAGAGUCCCCACCUGAAGGAGAAUCAAGAUAUGGACGUAAUAUUACUUUAUAGGUGGGGAGUUUUUGUCCUGACUAGUUCAUCAAAAUACAUUUACCGAGUCAGAAUUAGGAUGUUUUGGCACACCAUUGAUGACCAGGUCGUGGUGAAAUUGUCAUAUAGGCUACUAGAUCCUUUUUACUUUAUAUUCAUGCAGAAAUCACAGCAGAAGUUCUUGGAAUAAAUGCAUUUUUGUUUCAGUUUGUUAUGGGCUAACUAGGCAAGAGGAGGAAGUUGGCAUUGGAAUAUACAAUGAAGAGAAAAACCCCAAUUUUGGCUGCUUUUGUUUUCGUUCUUCACUGCUCUCUGACACUGUUUGCUGCAGCACAAGUUACAGAUCCCGAUGAAGUUAAAGCUCUUCAAAAAAUUAGACAGAGUCUUGGAGACCCUUUUAACAAUCUAAAAAGUUGGAAGGAUGGUGAUCCAUGCAACACACCAUGGAAAGGAGUUAUAUGCUCCGUUAAUGCAAGUACCCAUGGAUACUUGCACGUAACGCAGCUGGAAUUGUUAACUUUGAAACUUACAGGACAAUUAGCUCCAGAAAUUGGACAACUACAACAACUUAAAAUUUUGGAUUUUAUGUGGAACAAUAUAACUGGCACCAUCCCAAAGGAGAUAGGAAAUAUAACAACUCUUGAGCUCUUGCUUCUCAAUGGCAACCAUAUAUCAGGCUCAUUGCCAGAAGAAAUUGGCUAUCUUCCCAAGUUAGACAGAAUACAAAUUGAUCAGAACAACAUAUCAGGGCCUCUGCCAGUUUCCUUUGCUAAUCUGAAUACAACAAAGCAUUUCCAUAUGAAUAACAAUUCAAUCAGCGGUCAGAUACCAAAAGAGUUUGCCAGACUUCCAAAAUUGGUUCACCUCUUAUUGGAUAAUAAUAACUUGUCAGGUGAACUUCCUCCUGAAAUAUGGUCAAUACCAAAUCUUCUUAUAUUGCAACUUGAUAACAAUAAAUUGAUCAAUGGCACAAUUCCUAGUUCGUAUACUAAUAUGAAUAAAUUAUUGAAAUUGAGUCUAAGGAAUUGCAGCUUGCAGGGAUCUAUACCAGACUUUAGUAGCAUACCUUUUUUGGGUUAUUUAGAUCUGAGCUAUAAUAGUCUAACAGGUGGAAUUCCUUCAACCAAGCUCUCAGAAAAUAUGACUACUGUUGAUCUAUCGCAUAAUAAACUUAAUGGAACAAUACCAUCAAGCUUUGCAGAUUUGCCUCAACUUCAAAGACUAUCACUUGAUAACAAUGAGCUUAGCGGUGCUGUACCAGCUGGCAUUGGGUUGAAUGUGUCAUUCACUUCUAAUUCAACACUGUUACUGGAUUUUCAAAACAACAGCAUUUCUACUGUAAAUGCUUCUACAAUCAUAAAUGUUCAAAAUAUCACCAUGAGGUUGGAAGGAAACCCUGUUUGCAGACAGGAUAACUCAAGUGCAAUAGCUCGAUUGUGUGGAAAUAAUGGUACAAUUUCAGAUGGUGAAAGCUCAAACAGAGUUGCUACGUGCAAAAUAAAUUCCUGUGCACCCCCCGACUUUGAGUAUAUUCCAGAUAGUGAUUGUUUCUGUGUGGCUCCAUUUGAAGUUGGAUAUCGUUUAAAAAGUCCUGGUUUUACCUAUUUUACUCCAUAUCUCAACAGUUUUGAAGAGUACUUAACAUCUGGAUUGAGUUUGAAUUUAUAUCAAUUAUUUAUAGAAAAGUAUGUGUGGGAAGAAGGUCCAAGGUUGGCUAUGAACCUGAAGUUCUUCCCUCCUAAGAAUCAAUCAGUAAGAAUAUUUAAUGACAGCGAAGUCCAACGAAUACGUCAAAUGUUUGCUGAAUGGAAAAUUAUUGAUAGUGAUAUAUUUGGGCCAUAUGAAUGGAUAAAUAUUACACUUACAGGCCCAUAUAAAAGAGACAACGAAGAAUCUAGUGGAGGAUCUGGCCUGAGCAAGGGUGCUCUUGCAGGAAUUGUGGUUGGUGUCAUUUUUGGCACAACUUUUGUUUCUUCAGUUAUUGUAGUUAUGGUAAUGAAGCGGCAUAUAAAGCACAAGAAUAUUGCUUCCAAAAGAAAAUUACUUGAAGCAAGAAAGCGAGUUAAAGUAGCAGGCGUCAAAGAUUUUGAUUUUGACGAGAUGGCAUUAGCAACAAAUAAUUUCAACACAUCUAUGCAAGUUGGGCAAGGAGGCUAUGGUAAGGUUUACAAGGGAAUUUUGGCUGAUGGUAUGGUUGUAGCUAUAAAGCGUGCUCAAGAGGGAUCCUUGCAAGGAGAAAAAGAAUUUUCCACUGAAAUAGAAUUGUUGUCUAGAGUUCAUCAUCGAAACCUUGUUUCACUUGUGGGUUAUUGUGAUGAUCAAGGGGAGCAGAUGUUGGUUUAUGAAUACAUGGCAAAUGGAACUCUUCGGGACCACCUCUCUGGCUCCAAAAAGCCUCUAAAUUUUGCCCAGCGCCUUCAUAUUGCUUUGGGAGCAGCUAGAGGCAUUCUUUAUCUCCAUAAUGAGGCCAAUCCUCCCAUCUUCCAUCGUGACAUAAAGGCAACCAAUAUAUUGUUAGAUCAUAGAUUUAAUGCGAGAGUUGCAGAUUUUGGACUGUCAAGGCUUGCACCAUUACCCGAUCUUGAAGGUUCAGCUCCAGGCCAUGUAUCAACUGUAGUGAAAGGCACUCCGGGCUAUCUCGAUCCAGAAUACUUCUUGACUCACAAGCUUACCGAUAAGAGUGAUGUUUAUAGUUUUGGUGUGGUUCUUCUUGAGCUUUUAACAGGCAUGCACCCCAUUUCACAUGGGAAGAACAUUGUUAGGGAGGUGAAUAUGGCAUAUCAAUCUGGAAUGAUGAUAUCUCUGAUCGAUUUGAAGAUGGGUUCAUAUCCUUCAGAAAGCUUGGAGCCAUUUGCCACUCUGGCAUUGUCUUGUUGUAAGGAUGAAACAGAUGCACGCCCUUCCAUGGCUGAAGUUGUACAUCAGCUUGAGCAGAUCUUCAAGAUUACACCUGGAGUGGACACCACACCCAUUCAGUCCAGUGAAAUGGAUGCUUUAAUGCAUCAAAAGCAAUCUAUGGUUCAGAUGACAAGUCAAAAUCCUUAUCUGUCUUCUAAUGUUAUGGGAAGUGAACUUUUGAGUGGUACUAUUCCUGAUAUUGCACCUCGCUAAGGCAAUGUAUGCUUCAACUUGCAUGACAAAACCAGGUAUACCAGUGGUAGUCUUGGGCGAUUCUCAGCCAGAGAGUCAAAUGAAGUUGAGUACCGACCACUCAGAGGUGUUGAGUAUUGAAAGCUAAUGUUAAUAUUGAUUUUUGUUGUAAUACUUGCAUAAAGAUAACCAAUAUGAUUUUUGUGAAUGUAAGAUUCCUAGUGGGAAAAUAGCACCUUCCGUAGAAUUUGGAGGCUUUUAUGCUGUUUUUAACUGUUGUAUUAUGAUAAACACACUGUAAUUUAUGAUUCUGGAUGUUGUUUUUGAUCU
Molecule: messenger RNA, 3533 nt
Organism: Cryptomeria japonica (Japanese cedar)
Lineage: Eukaryota; Viridiplantae; Streptophyta; Pinopsida; Cupressales; Cupressaceae
Product: probable LRR receptor-like serine/threonine-protein kinase At1g06840
Exons: 20
Coding region: 372-3224 (950 amino acids)
Biological process (GO): protein phosphorylation
Molecular function (GO): protein binding; protein kinase activity; ATP binding
Source: RefSeq, a predicted model, not a curated record